CGUAACUUCCGGUUAUUAUCAAUCACAAGAUUCUGAAAGACCGGCAGGAAAAUACCACAAAAUGAGUGGUGGUUACGCAAAUGAGAAGCCUCCGUCCUCGACUGGUAGCGCUGAAGGAGAACUUACCGCAGAUCCAGCAAGUAGUGGAUUCUUUAAUACUGACUUUAAACGACAUGAAGAUUUGAAGACAAUGUUAGACAGUAAUAGAGACAACCAGAAACUUGAAGCCAUGAAAAGAAUUGUAGGGAUGGUUGCCAAAGGGAAAGAUGCAUCAGAUCUGUUUCCAGCUGUGGUAAAGAAUGUAGUUUGUAAAAAUCUUGAGGUAAAGAAGUUGGUUUACGUCUAUCUGACCAGAUAUGCAGAAGAACAACAAGAUUUGGCUUUAUUAUCCAUCAGUACAUUCCAAAGAGCAUUGAAGGAUCCUAAUCAGCUGAUCAGAGCCAGUGCACUUAGAGUUUUGUCAAGUAUUCGUGUACCAAUGAUUUCACCUAUCAUGAUGCUGGCUAUAAAGGAAGCAGUCAAUGAUAUGUCACCCUAUGUCAGGAAGACAGCAGCUCAUGGCAUUCCUAAACUGUACAGUCUUGAUCCAGAGAACAAAGAACAGCUUGUUGAAGUCAUUGAAAAACUUUUAGCUGAUAAGACUACACUUGUAGCAGGUAGUGCUAUCCAGGCCUUUGAGGAAGUGUGUCCGGAAAGGAUAGAUUUGAUCCAUAAGAACUAUCGUAAACUCUGUAACUUGUUGGUGGAUGUAGAAGAAUGGGGUCAAGUUGUAAUUGUUAAUAUGUUGACAAGAUAUGCCAGAACUCAAUUCAUCAACCCUAAUAAAACUGAUAGUUCCAAAGAAAAUAAAAGUUUUUAUGAAGAUUCUGAAAAAGAAGAAGAGGAGGAGGAGGAACGAGAAAAGAAAGAACCAACUUACGUCAUGGACACGGAUCAUCGACUCUUACUGAGACAGGCUAAACCAUUACUGAAUAGUAGAAAUUCUGCUGUUGUCAUGUCAGUAGCUCAGCUUUAUUACCAUUGUGCCCCAAAGGCAGAAGUAGGAGUUGUAGCUAAAUCAUUGAUCAGACUACUUAGAAGUCACAAAGAAGUACAGUAUAUAGUCCUGAGUAACAUAGCUACCAUGUCUAUUGACAGGAAGGGAAUGUUUGAACCAUUUUUAAAGAGUUUUUAUAUAAGAUCUAGCGACCCAACUCACAUCAAAUUGUUAAAGUUGGAAAUUUUAACAAAUUUGGCAACAGAAACCAACAUUUCUACGAUUCUGAGAGAACUGCAGACAUAUGUGACCAGUAACGACAAGGAAUUUGCAGCAGCUACCAUUCAGGCUAUAGGGAGGUGUGCCAGUAAUAUAGCAGAAAUAACAGAUACCUGUCUAAAUGGACUAGUCCAUUUAAUGUCUAAUAGGGAUGAGAGUGUAGUAGCAGAAAGUGUGGUUGUUAUCAAGAAACUUUUACAGAUGCAGAGAAACAAAGGGUCACGGGUUCAUCCUUACAGUUUUGCGCCAAGUGAACAUAAGGAUAUAAUAAAGCACAUGGCUAAGAUGGUAGACACAAUCACUGUACCUAUGGCUAGAGCUAGUAUUCUGUGGUUGAUUGGAGAAUACAGUGAAAGAGUACCUAAAAUAGCUCCUGAUGUUCUCAGGAAAAUGGCCAAAACUUUCAUUAAUGAGGAGGAUAUAGUGAAAUUACAGAUAAUUAACUUAGCUGCCAAACUGUGUAUUACCAACCCUAAACAGACCAAACUACUGUGUCAGUAUGUGUUCAAUCUAGCCAAGUACGAUCAGAACUACGACAUUAGAGAUAGAUGUAGAUUUCUGCGUCAAAUGAUUUUACCAGGAGAAAAACCAAGUGCUCUAGCAAAGUAUGCUAAAAAGAUUUUCCUGGCUACUAAACCUGCACCUGUGUUGGAAUCAAAGUUUAAAGAUCGUGAACAGUUUCAACUGGGUACCCUGUCCCACAUACUGAACACCAGAGCUACAGGCUACCAAGAAUUACCAGACUGGCCUGAAGUAGCUCCAGAUUCCUCUGUUAGAAACAUGGAACUACCAAGUCUGUUUGAUGAACCAUCCAAACCUAAAGUCAGAGAUAGAAAGAAAGUAGUCAAGAAAGAAAAAUCUUUUUAUUCUGAUGAGUCUAGUUCAGUUGAUGAAACAGAAUCGAGUGAGGAUGAGGAUAGUGAUGAAGAAAGUGAUGAUGAAGCAGAAAGUGACAAUGAAGAUGUAGAUGAAAGUUCAGAUGAAAAGUCAUCAUCAGAAGAAGAGAGUGAAGAGGAAGAUUCAGAUUUAGAUGAAAAACUGGCUAAAUUUACUGGAAAGAAAAAGGAAGAAGUUAAAGUUAAACGCCCUGUAGAAAGUGAUGAAUCCUUGGAUGAAGAUUCUGAUGAUGAGGAUAGUUCAGUGGAGGAUAGCGAUGAAAGUGAGGAGGAAGUCAAACCAAAGUAUAAACCCCAGCCAAAGAAACAACCAAAGACAAAAGAAAAAGAGAUUUCUAAGAAGAAAGAAGAUUUACUGUUAGAUUUAGAUGAUGCAUUUGGACCUAAUGGGGCAUUGACCAGUUCAACAGGAACACCAGGGGACAUGUUGACACCCAGUAUGGCUGGUAGCCUAAGUAAUAUGUCUAUUAGUGAUAAAGGAAUGUCAGCAACUAGUAGUAUGAACUUUGUACAGCCUACCCAGAUUGUACCAAAAACUUAUGAGUUACUGAACAAGAUAUCAGGAAAUGGAUUAUGUGUAUCAUAUAAGUUUACAAGGACUAUAUCUGUCUUUUCUCCAAAAAUGGUGUCUAUAGAACUAGUGUUUACUAAUAAUAAAGAUGAUGCAAUAUCUGCCAUCAAAAUCGGUGACAAAAAACUCCAGCCUGGGAUGGAAAUACAAGAUUUCCCUGAAAUAGAUUCACUAGGGGAUGGAGCUACAACAACUGCUGUUUUUUCUAUAAACUUUAACGACACAACACAACCUGCCAAAUUUGACUUAUGUACUAUGGACCAAAAAUUUAAUGUUAGCAUUACAGCACCUGUUGGAGAACUCUUACAGCCUCAUACAAUGAGUGAAGGAGAAUUUACUUCACAACAAGGUAAACUUGGAGGAAUGAAUGAGAAUUCAGGAAUGGUAAAAGUUCCAGAAAACAAACGUGAUUCUACCAGCAUAUGUAAAUGUGUACACACAGUUGCGAAUGUGAUACAAAUCCCGUCACAAAGUACACAACUUUACCAGUUUGCUGCACAGACUGUAGCUACUAAUACUUUGACAUUAAUUAGUAUCAAAAAGACUGAUGACUCAGCUAAAGUGACAGUUAAUUGUGAAAAGAUGGUUAUAGGCUCAAUGUUGUUCAAAGACCUAAAGUCAAUUUUUGUAAAAGAGUAGCUCAUGUUACAAGAGUGAAGUCUUUGACAGAGUAGCUUAUGUUACAAGAGUAUUGCCUUUGAUAGUAUUGAUGUCUCAUUCUGUUGGAUUUUAUAUGUAAAUUUGUUUGCAUUGUUUCCUUCACAUAUUGAUGUACUGUAAUCAAAUUGUGUUUUGAAAGAAAAAAAACCUUGUGUUUUACGAGCAAUUCUAUAUUGAUAAAAUGGAAACGUCUAGUUGUUCAAUGUAAUUGACCCAGAAACAUGCUUACAGAGAUGGUGUAUCUUUUUAACAUUUAAAUUGGAUGUCUUUUUUAUGUGUCACAAAAUAAUUCAUAUUAUAUAUAUUGCAUGUGGACCGUUGUGGUGUUGUUGCUGAUAGAUACAUUAAAGCUGGGGAAUAACUAUUGAUAAAUCUUACCAAACCAAAUUUCAAUUAAUGUGUUUGAAUAUCAAGCUGUGACUGUUUGAUAAUGCAUAAGAACUGUUUAAAAUUUAAGAAAUGCAUUUUAUUGUAUCAUUGCAAGUGUAGACAUUAUUCAUCAUGAGUUUGAGCAGUCCUGACCCUUAACAAGAGCACAAAAUAAAACCUGUCUUUAAAACAGAAAUUAGAGCAGUAUAUGUAAUUGCUCACUAUUGAACAGAACAUUUCGUUUUAACAUACACAUGACAUAUAUUCAUUCGUAUCCCUUCUAGAUGUCAUAAUUAAGAUAAUUUAUUACAUAGAUAAACAAUCAGUGCUAUAUUAUGUGCAAUAUGUUGAAAAGUUUCCAAAAUUAAAUUCAUUUAUUUAUA
Molecule: messenger RNA, 4134 nt
Organism: Mytilus californianus (California mussel)
Lineage: Eukaryota; Metazoa; Mollusca; Bivalvia; Mytilida; Mytilidae
Product: AP-3 complex subunit beta-2-like
Exons: 25
Coding region: 62-3361 (1099 amino acids)
Biological process (GO): vesicle-mediated transport; intracellular protein transport
Cellular component (GO): membrane coat; AP-3 adaptor complex
Source: RefSeq, a predicted model, not a curated record